Messenger RNA from Pogonomyrmex barbatus (red harvester ant), 2033 nucleotides. RefSeq lists its product as uncharacterized. Gene Ontology annotation, cellular component: axonemal dynein complex. Gene Ontology annotation, molecular function: dynein intermediate chain binding; dynein light intermediate chain binding. Gene Ontology annotation, biological process: microtubule-based movement. The record is from RefSeq and is a predicted model, not a curated record. Lineage: Eukaryota; Metazoa; Arthropoda; Insecta; Hymenoptera; Formicidae.
UAUGGUUGUGAUUAUUAUAUAAUUAGGGAUUGUUACAAAGGAUGGCAUAUCUGAUAGAGUUUGCAGUUAUCAUUUAGACAUUUCGUUUUAUCGAUACGCACGAUACGUUGCUUAGCCACACAUCACGAGUACAUCACAGCACGUUACAAUCAUUAGACAGUUGUUAAUUAUCUGUAUCGAUUAAUAAUUAAUCGUCAUCGUAAUCAUUGUAUAAAAUAUUCAUAUUGUCAGAUUGUUUAUCACAUAUUUAACGAAUAUCAACGUGAGAUAUGGAGAAAACAAAGAAAACGGAGAAAUCAGUGUUGGAUUCUCAUCGAGAUUUCUUGGAUAUGGAUACGGACGAGGAAGAUUUUGGUGGACAAGAAAGUCUUGAAACCAAAGAGGAGCUUUCUUCCGAAACGAUUAAACCAAUCUUUAAUAAACAGGAUUUAGAUAAGUUGAUAUGUUUUGUAAAAGAUCUCGCAAUUCUUCCUUUUAUUAAAGAUUCAGAUUGGAAAGAGGAAUGUUGUAUGCUUAUUCGUGAAUAUUUCGAGAAUCCUGCUUGCACAUUAUUAUGUAUAUAUUUCCAAGUUGAUACACUGAAAGUGCAAUUAAGCAUUCCAGAGAAUAAUCAAAGUGAUUUCAUAUAUUUUUUGCGAAUUCCAUGGCAUGUAUUUACCAUCGACAAUUUUCACGCUACAGUUGUCUUUGGUAAUAUCAAUCGUAAUGCAAUGAUGUGCGUGUUGAAAGUAAUGGAAAAUAUGUAUAUAACCAUCGCACGCGACAGUGACGAAUGGCCAGAAAUUAUUAGAAAUGAUUUGUUCUUCAAUCUACAUAAUUUCCUAAUGUACUUAACCGAAUGGGUUUACAAGUCGAUAAAUUUGACCAAAUUAUAUAUUCCGGAAGAUAAUAUAGCUGAUACAGCGACACUGUCAAUAGACAAGAGAUUGAAUUUACUUGAGACAAAUAUGCAGCAUAUAUCUAAUGAGAUGCGGGAAUCGGAAAAGGCACUGAUUGACAGAUUCGAAGGGAUUGUGCGAUAUUGGAUUAAACAAAUACGAGAAAUAUUGGCGAGCACUUCCAUGUGCAAAAGUGAACGAACCAUAUAUAACGAAUCACAACGUUGGAUAGCGAGAUAUUUUAAUUUGAACUGUUUGUACGAUCAGGUUUCAAAUACAAAAAUUCAAUCGAUAUUGCAUCUAUUGGAGAACGCUUAUUCGCCGAGUGUUGAUUCCCUUCGACUUUUAAUAUUACAGCUUCAUGAAGGGUUAGAGCAAGCUGCGUCCAAUAUAACGUAUUUGAAUGUUUUAUCAGAGGCUUGUAAUGACCUGAAGUGUCCGGACGAAAUUGAAAAACCUGUAACGAGAAUAUUGUUUUUGAUAUUAUUUAUUUGGACUGAAUCACCGUUUUAUAAUAUAUCAAGCAACAUAGAGAUACUUUGUGAAGCUAUCAGUACACAGAUUGUAUAUCAAUGUAAAAAUUAUGUCAAUGUACAAGAGAUAUUAGAAGGCAACGCGGAAAAUGGUAUAAACAUACUUCAAAAAUGUAUUUGUUGUUGUCAAACAUAUAAAACUAUAUAUAAUAAGGUUAUAAAGAUAACUGCGCUCAUUAAAUCGAAUAGUGUCUGGGAUGUAAAUAGACAAUUAGUAUUUAAUCAUAUUGAUACGUUCAUACAGAGAUGUCAUGAUGUCAUCGAAAUAUGUAAUUCGUCAGUAGUAUUUGGAAGCAUAAUAAAUAUGAAAAUGGUUGUAUUAUCACACCUAUAUAUCUAUUGUUGCCGAAUAGAGAAUCUUUUCUAUGAAAGUCUUGAUAAAAUCAAGAAAAUUCGUGACGAUAUUCUGGAUGUUACAAAAUCUUCGUGGCUCGAAAAUAUGUUAAAGUUUAGAAACUUUAUAAUGGAAUUGGAGAACAUGGUAAAAAAUCUGAUCGACUGCAUAUUUAAAGAGAUCAAGAACGUUGAAGAAGGCAUUGAAGCUAUUUACGCUUUGCAACGCUUUAAAUAUAAAGAAUCUUUACGAAAUAUAUUAUCGAGAAAAUGGGUACAGGUGAGAGAA